AUGUUUAAAUAUCUAAUCAUAAUUCAUAUUUCCUUAAUUGAGUUUACAGUGAAACAUAAUUUGGCAUCUGUUUAUAUUAUAAAAGAAGGUAUAUACCCAAUCGAUGUAAAUUCAGUGGCUAUUCAAUUUUAUGUUGUGCUUCGGAACAAAGACGCAUUACAUCCCACCGUAAUAAAUUAUUACCCAAAAAAGUGUUGUCUAAACGACGAUGGAUUCGAAGAUUGUAAUUUAGCUGUAUUCGGUGGUCAAAGUUAUUUAAAACCAAAAGAAAAUAAAACAUUAUUUUUUGUUUAUCCUACGCUCUUUCCUUACAAUCAAAUUGGCCAUUGCCAUUUUAUUUUGGAGUCUAAUUAUUAUGGAAUAAAAAAGCGGUCUUCUAUCGAAUGGAUUAGAGAAUUCGACACACGUUUCAUAAGAAAAAAUAGUCUGUUUAAAAAUCUCGGAAGACAUAAAAAUUGUGUUAGCUUGGAUUUAGAUCCACUGGAAAAUUGCGAUCCAGUAAAUUGUGAUCAAAAAUACAACGGAGAAAGAUCAUAUUUUGAUGCGAAAAUCAAUAGAUGCAUUAAGAUUCCUAUAUGUGUUAUGGACCCCACAAAAGAUUUACCAGAUGUGGUUUACGAUCCUACAAGCAAUACCUGCAAAGAUCUGGGUGAUUCUUUCAAUGUCGCUGAUGCCUAUGCCAUUAGUUCGCAAUAUGGUGUAGUUGUUGAACCCACUGUUACUGAGAAAUAUAAAGUUCCAGUCAAAUCUAACUGUACGACCAUUUCACAAAAUUUGCAAUUAUUAAGAGAUUUAAUGUAUGGAAAGUUAUAUUCUACCGAUGAUCUAACAACAACGGACUACACGGCAGUGUGUAAGUCUGCAAUUAUUACAAUUUUAACUUGCAUUGUAAGUCUUUGCAUCUUUCUAUUGUUCCUUGUGUUUUGUAUGAACGGAGUCAUGUGGUUAUCCAAGAAAAUAUCUAGUGGUGAUCUGAAAAAGUAUUUUGAAGAUUUGAGGUCAAAACUAAAAAAACCCAAGUUUCCAGAUUGCAUGACUAAAGUGUCAAAGGUAAACAAAGAAGUUACGAAUAAGCUAUUAAAAGAUGUGAUUGUCUCAGAUCUGCCUAUUGAAUUAAGAGAGAGUGCUGUGGACAUUUGUGAGAGAAUAGGCAAAGAAGUUAAAAGGAAGAAGAGGUAUAGGAUGGUUGAUAUAGGAAGUCAAAUAAGCUUGAUGGAAGCCCAGGCUGAAAGUUCAUCUAGUUCAUAUGAUAAUGAAUAAAUUUCUCCACAAAUUG
Molecule: messenger RNA, 1276 nt
Organism: Bombyx mori (domestic silkworm)
Lineage: Eukaryota; Metazoa; Arthropoda; Insecta; Lepidoptera; Bombycidae
Exons: 1
Coding region: 1-1260 (419 amino acids)
Source: RefSeq, a predicted model, not a curated record